UUGCUAAAUCCGGUAGUGAUGUAAGAGGCUACGUAUCCGUCACGAUACGUUCCGGGAUUCUGUCUGUGUGGGGUUGACUUAUACUGUCAUAAAAUCACAACAGAUGCAAUGUAUACAGCUUGACAAGUUAACUGGAAAGAUAGUCAAUAAAAUAUAUCUCAUGUUGCUGUUAGAUAUAUGUUAGUGAGAUAUAGCUAGCUAUUCACAACGGGUUUAGAUUUAGCAUAGCUGCAAGCUAGCCAUCAAGCUAAUUAGUUAUCUGCUCAGUUUGCAAAAGCCUACUCGGAAGUUUUGGAACUGUAUCAAUGGCGUGUACGUUGGAAAAGGUUCUUGGAGAUGCCCGCACCCUUCUGGAAAGACUAAAAGAGCACGACACGGCAGCAGAGGGAUUAAUCGAACAGUCAGGAGCGCUCAGCCAAAGGGUCCAGGGUAUGAGAGAAGUGGGAAACGCACUUCCAGAUAAGUACCCGGAGGAAAGUUCUGAAAUACAGGACUUGUCAAAGUACAAGCCCCACGUCCUUCUAAGUCAGGAAAAUACUCAAAUAAAGGAGCUACAGCAAGAGAAUAAAGAACUUUGGGUGUCUUUGGAGGAGCAUCAGUAUGCGUUGGAGUUGAUAAUGGGUCGAUACCGCAAGCAGAUGCUUCAGCUAAUGAUGGGAAAGAAAGAGCUUGACACAAAGCCUGUGCUUAAUCUUCAUGAGGACCAUGCCAAGGAAGUGCAAAGUCAACUGGAGCGGAUAUGUGAGAUGGGUCAGGUGAUGAGAAGAGCUGUUCAAGUGGAUGAUCAGCACUACUGCUCUGUCCGAGAAAGACUAGCCCAACUGGAGAUUGAAAACAAAGAGCUGCGUGACCUUCUGAGCAUCAGCAAGAUCUCAGUGAAGGGCCACAGUGAAGAUCCUAGCCAGCGGGCUACUGUGGUGAAGGGCCACAGUGAAGAUCCUAGCCAGCGGGCCACUGUGGUGAAGGGCCACAGUGAAGAUCCUAGCCAGGGGGCUACUGUGGUGAAGGGCCACAGUGAAGAUCCUAGCCAGCGGGCUACUGUGGUGAAGGGCCACAGUGAAGAUCCUAGCCAGCGGGCCACUGUGGUGAAGGGCCACAGUGAAGAUCCUAGCACACUGGGCACAGUGGUGAAGGGCCACAGUGAAGAUCCUAGCCAGCGGGCUACUGUGGUGAAGGGCCACAGUGAAGAUCCUAGCCAGCGGGCCACUGUGGUGAAGGGCCACAGUGAAGAUCCAAGCCAGGGGGCUACUGUGGUCAAGGGCCACAGUGAAGAUCCUAGCACACUGGGCACAGUGGUGAAGGACCACAGUGAAGAUCCUAGCCAGCGGGCCACAGUGGUGAAGGGCCACAGUGAAGAUCCUAGCCAGCGGGCUACUGUGGUGAAGGGCCACAGUGAAGAUCCUAGCCAGCGGGCCACUGUGGUGAAGGGUCACAGUGAAGAUCCUAGCACGCUGGGCACAGUGGACAAACCUCAGGCAAACCAGACAAACGAUCAAAUGUAGAGUUCAUAGAGAAUCAUCAGAAUGUUUUGUGGAAAUACACUGUUUUCAGGGCCAUGAGACAAGAUUCAUUUCAUUUUCACCUCUGUCUGUUGUCUGUCCCAUUGUUUUAAAGAAGUUAGUCCUUAAUGUGUACUGUGAUUUAUGUGUCACAUUGUCAAAGAUAAAUCCAUAAAAGGCCAAAGCACCUCACAGACACAGAAGGAACAACAAGCCAACAGAUAGGUGUGUGAAUGUCCGAUUUGGGAUAGGGAAAUCACAUUUGGUUAUUGAAACUGGAUACCUUUGGUUUCAGUCCUCUGUUGAAAUGACUUAUCUUCAACAAAUACAAUUCCAAGUCACCAUCAAAGGUCUACCAAAUGAGGCGUUGCUUGCUUGUUGUGUUAAUUGUUUUCCAUGUAGUUAUGAAUUGGAGGAUGCAAUUACCUGGAUUAGUUUGUGGUUAUUUCUUUGCUAUGAGAUUGCUGUUUCUAGUGUUCAUAGUCAAGUGUCCAUGGUUUUAUAUCCUAAAUGUUCUCCUAACAGCUGUAAUCUUCAUGUUCAAUCUCCAACAGUAAUUCCUCUUUUUACAAUCCCAUAUAGAAGCACAUUUUUAUCAAGGCAUGUAAUGUCAUCUCAGGUAAACUGUCUUAUAUUGGCUUGAAAGAUCGUGAAAAAAUGUAUUGGUUUAAUGUGUCAAAUAAACGCUUUUCAUUUAAGUUA
Molecule: messenger RNA, 2201 nt
Organism: Hypomesus transpacificus
Lineage: Eukaryota; Metazoa; Chordata; Actinopteri; Osmeriformes; Osmeridae
Gene: sike1
Product: suppressor of IKBKE 1
Exons: 5
Coding region: 306-1502 (398 amino acids)
Source: RefSeq, a predicted model, not a curated record